AUGGGGUUCUGGACCGUCGACCCGUGGGUCGUCCGGCGCCGGGGCAAGACGACGUACGUCGAGCGCCAGGAGACGCGAACGGGAAGCUCGCUGCGCCAGCCCUACAUGCGCGUCCUCGCUGCGCUCCUGCUCCUCGUGCUCAACGUCAUCGUGCACCAGACCAACCCGGUCGGCCUCUCGCAUGCGGCGGCCUACAUUCCGCUGUAUGGCACCGCGUUCAACUUCCUUUGCCGCUCGACGCUGCAAGACGAUACAAGCAGCACCAACGCGGCGCGCGUGAUUGCUGCCAUGGUCUCGCUCGUGCUCGGCGCCGUCUUGGCUCGACUUGCCGUCUUCCCAGCGCUCCAUGAGUCCUGGACUAUGUUUUCCGCCGGCCAUGCGAGCUUUCGGUCCGUCGAGACCAAGGCGGCGGACGGGACCCUCCAGCCUGCUACCUAUCGCAGUGUGUCGGGCACUGCGAACGAUGGCAAGGCUUUCCGCCACGAGGUGCACAUCGGGUCGUCGUCGCAGGGUUCGUGGGCGGUCAUGCUCGUCGUCACCCCGCUCGUCAUGGUCGUCGCUGCCUCCAUCUACAACUGCUUUGUGCCCUCGACGCUCGCUGUCACGGGCGUCGUCGACGUCUCGUACGUUGAGCUGUACCCCGCGGUCCGGGGCAUCUCGCUCGUCUUCAACGCGCUCGUUCUCUUUGCCGUGCUCGACACGAUGCUCCAAGACUCGACCCGCUGCGAUGCAGUGUAUGGCGGCUGGAUGCUCGCGCUGCGCACGCACGUGUGGCGCCACCACGCGUGCCGCAUCUUCUUCUUCUGGCUGUACAUUGUCGGCGCCAUCGUCUUUGCGGUGCUGGGCCUGCCUGCCUUCUCGACUUGGUGCCAAGCGCUCUUUGGCCGGUCGCCCGAUCACCUUUUGCACGACUCGUGGCGGGCGUUCCUUAGCGGUCUCGUGGUUGUUCUCCACCUUGUGGUGCUCGUACAAGACUGGGAUUUCCCGACGCUGGCGACCGUCCGCGGCAUUUACCUCCCGGGGCUAAAGACCGAGUGCCUAGCGCUGCGCGUGGGACGCCGCCGCGUCGUGCUCACGGGCAAGUGGCUCGUCGCCUCGCUCACGCUCUGGAUGCUACCGCUGGACAUGUGGGUCUUUGGCCAGCAGCUCAACUACGAGCCUGCGUCGUACGGCCAAGUGACGGACCCGUCGACGCACCGGAUCCUCUCCAUCACCAACGCAACGUGGCUUGCUGCGCGUGCAUGUGGUGCGCUCUGCUAUACGCUCCCCAUCAACGCCACGGGGCUCUCGACCGAGCCGACUGUCGGGCGCCACUUUGGCUGGCCCGUCUUUGACCAAAUGCCCGCCUUGUACAUCACGCUCAUCGCGCUCUUCCUCUUCUUUCGUCUCGCGUGGACGGAAGACAGCCGCUUCACGGUGGCCGUGCACAUGCAAGGGGUCAAAGCCACGACGUACAGCGCGCAGCUCCAGAGCUCGGCGCUCACGGCGGUCGCCAGCGAGGCGCUGCGUCAAUUAGCGUCCAUCAAACACCUCUACGCGCUUCGAAAGCACGUUGACGGCGUGUGCAUCACGCUCGCGAUGCUGGGACUGCUCCUCAUGCUCUUCCAGCUGCAUUCGAUCUGGGAAGUGGACGUUGUCUUUGGGCACAUCACGUACCCUCGCAAUGCGCUAUCGGCACCCGGCCAAACGUACAGUGUGGUCAUCUUGGUCUCGACGCUCGUGCUCGCGUCGCAGCUCGUGACGCGCACGCAGCUGACGCUGCAAAUCGCAAAGCUUCGGCACCAAGUGCCGGCGUGUGCGACCUUGUGGCGCCACCCAGCGACGCGGUUGACGCUCGUGGCCGAGCUGAUGGCGAAUUUGUGGAUCGUCCCGCCGUUCAUCACGGGCUUUGUCGUGCUCGACGAGUUUCAAUUCGACGCGUCGACGUGCACGCUACCGAUGCUCCGGCUCGACGGCGGGUGCUACUACCGCCUACGGUACCCCGUCGAGACGCUCGGGCUCGUCAUGCUCGUGCGGCUCUACUGGAUUGUGCGCCUUGUCCGGAACCACUCUGGGUUUUACGGCCAGCGCGUCGACUUCCUCGGGUCGCUCCACAACGUGAGCACCGACUCGCCGCUCUGGCACUUUCGCGCGAUCUUUCACCACCGUCCUGUGUUUGCGUUUGUGUUUUGCACGCUCGUGACGUGGCUCGCGACGGCCGCGGGCGUCUCGGUCAUGGAGCGUAGCAUCCCGUCGGCGCUCGACUCGGAUCUGACGUCCUCGUGGCUCAUUGUCGUGACGAUGGCGACCGUCGGGUACGGGGAUUACUACGCCCGCACGCGCGGCGGCCGCUUCCUCACGGUCCUCGGUGGCAUCAUUGGCGGCACCAUCGUCAUUUCAAUGCUCACGUCGCUCUUCAUGGGGUCGCUCCAAACCACGUUUGGCGAAGAGCGGGUCCUGUACGUUGUGCGCUACAAGCGCUGGCAGAAGUCGCGACUGGACGCCGCCGUGAACCUCAUCAAAGCCGCGUGGCGCCGGCACAAGCUCGAGAAAGCCAACAAGGCGACGCACUCGGCGGACCGCGCGCUCUUCAAGUACAUGCAAAAGGUGCGCGAACUCCGGCUCGGCGCGAUUACCGACGGCGACGAUGUUGUCGGCAAAGUGCGCGAGUGGAAGGGGGAGUCGGUGGUGCCGCUGCUUGUCGCGGCGCACGCCAAGCGCAGUGCCGUCCUCGACGACCUCGACGCCAAGGUGCAACGCGUGGGCAGCCUCGUGACGACCAUCGAGUCGCUCGUGCGCGCCAAGACGAACAAGAAUGUGGUGUCUUAG
Messenger RNA from Saprolegnia diclina VS20, 2808 nucleotides. RefSeq lists its product as hypothetical. Lineage: Eukaryota; Oomycota; Saprolegniomycetes; Saprolegniales; Saprolegniaceae. The coding region runs from base 1 to 2808 and encodes 935 amino acids. Gene Ontology annotation, molecular function: calmodulin binding; small conductance calcium-activated potassium channel activity. The transcript is spliced from 19 exons. Gene Ontology annotation, biological process: potassium ion transport. Gene Ontology annotation, cellular component: plasma membrane. The record is from RefSeq and is a predicted model, not a curated record.